Messenger RNA from Neltuma alba, 5518 nucleotides. RefSeq names its product putative pentatricopeptide repeat-containing protein At5g08490. Gene Ontology annotation, molecular function: RNA binding; protein binding. The coding region runs from base 2282 to 4903 and encodes 873 amino acids. NCBI's taxonomy places the organism in Eukaryota, Viridiplantae, Streptophyta, Magnoliopsida, Fabales, Fabaceae. The transcript has 4 exons. The record is from RefSeq and is a predicted model, not a curated record. Gene Ontology annotation, biological process: RNA modification.
GCAAUUCUUUUUGGAUCUGGAAAGGCGUUAUUGACCAUGCUGAUUUGAUAGUUGGAAGAUUAAAAUGGAGAAUAGGAAAUGGUUUGCUUGUCCCCUUAAACCACCGUUUAUGGUGGCCCAUGCAACAAGAUCUUGGACUUCACAUGGAUGAUAAAAUGGUGUCUAAUCUUUUAUUGUAUGUGUCUUCUACUUGGAAUCCCAUGAUUUGGAAUUCUCAUAUGAUUAACCUUGUAGCUAGGAUAUUGCCAAGCAAAUUAUGAGUUUACCUACUUCCUUUUUAAAUCUAUCUGACAAAUUAAUUUGGAAUGGUAACCCCUGAGGUGAGUACCUUGUUAAAGAUGGCGUGAAGAUCAUUUGGUCUAUGCCUGAUAUUAUGAGCACAAUUUCUUCAGAUUUCUGUUGUCUUCUGUGGAACCUAGAGGUACCAUAUAAAUAGUUGUAAUUCAUUUGGAAACUAUUAAAACAAGCAUUGCUGGUCUUUGAUAUCUUGAAGAUUCAUCAUCUCAACAGUCUCACUUUGUGCCAAUUUGGUUGUGAUGAAGAGGCAUCCUUAGAACACUUGUUCUUUUCUUGCCCUUAUACUAGAGUCCUUUCAUAUGGCUGCUUUUCAAUUCGGCUUAAGCUUGACAGCUUUGAGGAUUUCAAAAUCUGGAUUACUUCAACUUUCCUUGCUUUGCAAAAAGAAGGUCAUUCACACUUAAUUUGUGGGAUUAUUUGCUUAUUGCAUACCAUCUGGCAGAAAAGAAAUCGAUUUUUACAUGAGGGUAAGAAGGAAUCUCCCUUGUUAGUGAUUCAGGAGGCUCAACAUUCAAGCUCAUUCUCUGCUUUUGGUUUUGACUAUGCUUGUGAGCAAACCUGUUUACACCAAAACCUGAAAAUUGGAUCUGCCUCAACAACUUAUUCAGAUGCAUGAUUGGGAUAUUCUUCUAUAUAAAUAUAAAAAUGCUCACAUCCACUAUUGUUAUCGUAUCCUUUGUUAUCAAGGCAAACCCUUGAAAGAAUUUCUCUGGUGAAAUCUCACUCUGGCAGGCAAUCAUUUCUUUCCAAAUGUCUCAAGGCAUCUUUAUUUUGGAUAAAAGAGUCUAUCAUGUUAACCUUUCAGGCCCAACCAUUGUUGGGCAUCUAUAGUGUUAACAAGAGAUUUCUGCAACUUCCUGCUUGCUCCAUCAAUCACCCAACUAUUACUUGGCUGGAAAUCCUAGCAUUUCUUCACAAUUAUUCUUAUUAUAAGUUUAAUGUCAUUUCUAAACACUGUUUUCUUCAUUUUAAUUUUUUUUCACUGUUUUACUCUUAGUAUGUACUUUGUAAACUUUGUUUGUUUUUUAAAAUAUCAUUUUGUCUAUGGUUCAAAAAAAAAAAAUAAUGAACAACGAUGAGAAUCGAAUCAAAUCACAACAUAUAACCAAUUUUGGUGAGAUCUCAAGAGUUAGAUCUGCAACGAUGGGUACUUAGAAGGGUACUUAGAACAGCAUCUGGUAUGAGGAUUUGAAGGAGGAGGAAGACAGCAUCCAGAUCUCCUGUAAGCCUCGCCGCUGCCUCUGCCGUUACAGACUGGUUUGUCCCUUCAGAGAGCUCCCAAAGAUAUGUACUUCAUCUGCUCUGCCUUCAAUCUCCGGCUGAUCUCUGAUUCCAUCGUCAUGAUCUCGUCCUCUUCAUUACACUCUGCUAUCUUCCCAUUCCCAUUCUUGCAGCUGAAUGAUGCAGCAGAAACAGCCGCAACUUUGUUUUUCAAACAUAGACCCCUCAUGAAUUAGACGAACAAGAUAAUCAUAAAGUGGAAGCAGAAGAAGUGAGUACUCCAUGCAUCUCAAUGCUUCUAGAAUAAAUGUUCUUCAAGCUUAAGAUGAUUUGGUUAGUUCAAUGAAAGAAGCUGCAUCUAAGGAACUUUUAAUUGUGAGCCGUGAUCACCAUGUGUACGGAAACCUCCCGAAAGAUCUAAUUGUUCAGGUUCCCACCGUCGUGGUUUGAUGGAUGCCAUGUAGGAAAAAUGCCACCUUGGCUACAAUGGUGUGUGCAACGGAAGUUUUUUUUGGGGCUCGUGCUCUCUUAUUCCUUUUAAAUCAUCCCUUAGGCAAUUGGUUUAAACUGAAUGCAGGUUCUUCUCAUUUUGAAGGUUGUCUGUAUGUUAUUGGUUACUUGUUGGUUUGAUUGAAGAACAAGAAAAGCUUAUGUUGAAGUUCUUUAUGAUAUGCAAAAGUUUGUAGCUUUCAGCGUAUUGGCGGCAGCUCCUACAAGUGGUCUUUUAUUGUUGCCUAAAGUUUUGUUGUAGCUUCCCCUUGGCAUGCCUCAACAGGAUUUCAUGACAUGGAAUUCUGUAAUCAGGGGCUUAUGUAUGGAUGCUAGACAUAAAGAAGCCCUGACACUUUUCUUUGACUGCUUGAGGAGUUUCGAAGAUUAUAAACCAGAUCACCUAGCAUUUGCUACCAUUCUCAAGUCUUGCACUACCCUUUUGGCUGGCACCUUGGGCAGAACUCUACAUAGUUUUGUUGUGAAGCAGGGCUAUGGUUCGUGCCAGGUCACUUCCAAAGCACUACUUAACAUGUAUGCCAAAUGUGGCGCAUUUGAUGACUGCCAAAAACUUUUUGAUCAGUUGAGUCCUAAUGAUCCUGUUAUUUGGAAUAUUGUUUUAUCUGGUUUUUCUCGGUUCAAGAAGCAUGACUAUGAUGUGAUUCGAACAUUUUGGAAUAUGCAUGCAAGUGGAGAGGCUAAGCCUAAUUCUGUUACUGUUGCUACUAUUCUUCCCAUUUGUGCUCAGUCAAGGGAUCUGGAUGCUGGGAAGAGUGCCCAUGCUUAUUUAAUCAAAUCAGGAUAUGAAACAGACACCCUUGUUGGAAAUGCUCUAGUAUCAUUUUAUGCGAAGUGUGGACUGGUGUCUAAUGAUGCAUUUGCUGCGUUCAGUAACAUUAUUCACAAAGAUGCUGUUUCAUGGAAUGCAAUGAUUGCAGGUCUUGCCGAGAACAAGUUCUUCGAGGAUGCAUUGGCAUUUUUCAGUUCAAUGGUGAGAGGACCCUUAGAACCAAAUUAUGCAACUAUUGCAAGUAUUUUACCUAUUUGUGCUUCAUUUGAUAGAAACGUUGCCUACCAUUUUGGAAGACAAAUCCACUCUUAUGUGAUACAACAGAUUGAAUUGUCAAGUAAUACUUCUGUCUCUAAUUCUUUAAUUAGCUUUUAUGUAAAAGUUGGGCAAGUGGCAAAGGCAGAAUACCUUUUCUGGAAAAUGGAUGCAAGGGAUUUGGUUUCUUGGAAUGCUAUUAUUGCGGGAUAUGCCUCUAACGGUGAAUGGUUGAAAGCAUUGCAUAUGUUUGGUAAUUUGACAUUUGCUGAGAUGUUAUUGCCAGAUUCUGUAACUAUUGUUAGCAUCCUUCCUGUAUGUGCUCAGUUAAGAAACUUAGAGGUGGGAAAACAGAUUCAUGCUUAUGUUUUUAGAAACUCUUUUCUAUUUGAUGAUACAGCAGUUGGAAAUGCCUGUGUAAAUUUCUAUGCAAAAUGCGGUGAUAUAGACGCGGCAUAUCAUACAUUUUUUAUGAUAUCAAGGAAAGACGUUAUUUCAUGGAAUUCUAUUCUUGACGCCUUUGGAGAGCAGGGUUGUGGUUCUAAAUUUUUAAGCUUAUUACAUUGGAUGCUUAGGGAAGAAAUUAGGCCUGAUUUUGUUACAAUAUUGACUAUAAUCAAUUUUUGUGCUUCUCUUUUGCAAGUAGAAAAGGUUAAAGAAAUUCAUGGCUGUUCAAUUAAGAUUGGCCUUUUGGGUUGUGAUAUUGCAACCACAGUUGGGAAUGCUAUUCUUGAUGCAUAUUCCAAAUGUGGUAACAUGUUGUAUGCACACAAAAUGUUUCUAAAUCUAUCAGAGAGGAGAAAUUUAGUCACUUGCAAUUCACUGAUUUCGGGCUAUGUAGAUUUAGGAUCACCUCAUGAUGCAAAUAUGGUAUUUAAACGGAUGUCUGAGACAGACAUUACCACCUGGAACCUCAUGGUUCGAGUGUAUGCUGAGAAUGAUCUUCCUGAGCAAGCGCUCUGUUUGUUCUCCGAGUUACAGGCUCAAGGGAUGAGGCCUGAUGCAGUGACUAUUAUGAGCCUCCUUCCUGCAUGCACACAAAUGGCGUCAGUACAUUUGUUGAACCAGUGUCAUGGUUAUAUCAUCAGAUCUUGUUUUGAUGAUGUUCGCUUGAAUGCUGCCCUCUUAGACACUUAUGCCAAAUGUGGCAUCAUAGGCCGUGCAAAUAAGCUAUUUCAUUCAAGCAGUGAUAAGGAUCUGGUUAUGUUUACUGCAAUGAUUAGUGGGUAUGCUAUGCAUGGUAUGAGUGAUGAAGCACUUGGGCUUUUUUAUCAUAUGAUCAAUCUGGGAAUCAAGCCAGACCAUGUCACCUUCACUUCUGUGUUGUCUGCUUGUAGUCAUGUUGGCCUUGUAGAUGAAGGACUGAAGAUAUUUUAUUCAAUAGAGAAAAUCCAUGGGAUCAAACCAACUUUGGAGCAAUAUGCUUGUGUGGUGGACCUACUAGCUCGAGGUGGCCGUGUUCAUGAUGCAUAUGCUCUUGUUGCCAAGAUGCCAAACAAAGCUAAUGCAAAUGUGUGGGGGACACUGUUAAGUGCCUGCAAAAUACAUCAUGAGGUGGAAUUGGGAGAAGUUGUGGCUGAUCAGCUCUUUGAAACUGAUUCUAAUGAUAUUGGAAACUAUGUUGUCAUGUCAAACUUGUAUGCAGCAGAUGCUAGAUGGGAUGGGGUCAUGGAGGUCAGAAGGAUGAUGAGGGACAAAGAUAUGAAAAAGCCAGUAGGAUGCAGUUGGAUUGAAGUUGAUGGAAGAAAUAAUGUAUUUGCAGCUGGGGAUUGUUCCCACCCACAGAGAAGUAUUAUUUACAUUAUGCUGCAUACAUUAGAUCAUCAAAUUAAAGAACCAGUUGAAUUUUAGCUCAAUGCGGUUGGGGAUUGUCGUCUCCACACCGACACUUUUUGCAACUUCUACUUUCGCUAGGAAAUCUGUUGGACUUGUUGGAGAGGCGUUAUGGACCUGAAUCAGAUGUAUGCUGGGGUUAUUUUACACGUCUUAUAAAAUGAGGUUCCAUCUUUUUGGGCUGGUCAUCCAUGGAUUGUUGAUGACAACAUUGUACCUGAUAAGCUUCUGGGCUCUACUGUAUUCUCGUGCUUGAAACUCUAUGCUUCUGAGUGAGCUGUGAUGGAGUCUCUCAAUAACCUUUUGCUCUCUGCAGGUGUAAAGCUCAUCCAAGGAGACCUGCCUUGUAUUAGCUGCAUUUUGCACGAAGUUAAGGGCCAAGCACUCAUUGAGUUUCUUACAACUGACGAUGCCUCAGCAUCUCUUUAUUUUCAUGGCGGUACACUUUUUGGCUCCACUGUCAAAAUUAGGCACCCCGAAGAUUGUUCAAAUUACUGUAAGAACAAAAUUUUUACCCAUCCCUGAAUUACUUAUUGCUUUCAAACAUGAUUUUGUUGACAUGAAACCAUUGGAUGCCAUUAACUGUUUACCAGUAGAGCUGUAAUCAUCUCGAGCUGAGCAAAUUUUUAAUGU